Messenger RNA from Episyrphus balteatus (marmalade hoverfly), 3921 nucleotides. RefSeq lists its product as uncharacterized. NCBI's taxonomy places the organism in Eukaryota, Metazoa, Arthropoda, Insecta, Diptera, Syrphidae. The transcript has 5 exons. The record is from RefSeq and is a predicted model, not a curated record. The coding region runs from base 98 to 1549 and encodes 483 amino acids.
UUUCACCUUGUCGCGGUGGGGAGGCUUACGUUUAAAUCUUCAACAAUCCAGUUGCAGAUUUAAACAACCAAGUAAACCCAAAACAAAAAAACUAUGAAUGAAAACUAUGAAAAUGAACAAACAAACAGAUAAAAAUUCAGCGGGGAUAUACGCUAAAAAGUCGACAGGUAUCACGACUGUCGGCGAUGGCUUAGCUUUUUCACUAGAUGAAGAUGUUAAGUCGCCAGUGAUAAAAAUUAAACGUUUAAAAACAAAAGAUAUUUCAAAUGAAAAUAAAAAUAUAAAAGUCAUUAACGAUAGUAAAGAAAAUGAAAAAGAAAAUCAAGAUAUUAAAGAAGAAAACGAAAAUAAUGAUACAUUAUCAAAGACCGAUGUUCUUGAAUGUGAUGCAUCGAACGCUCUUAUCGAUGACGAUGUUAUAAUUGUAACAGAACCUACCACAGUAAUCGUACUAGAUAGUGAAGAUGAAAAUGAUAAGUCGCACGAAGAUUCUGAAAUUCAAAAUCAAGAGCCUGAACAUCACAUUGACGACGAUAAGAACGGGGAGUCGCACCAAGAUCAUGAUAACCAAAAUGUCGAAGAGUCUGAACAUCACAUAGACGAUAAUAACUCGAAUCUCAAAGUUGAUUCCCAAAACAAAAACGUUGAUGUUGAAAAUUCCAAUAAAAAACCAUUUAAACAGCAAGGAACAUCGUCUGUUGUUGGGAGUUCUGCUCCUAAAACACCGUUAAAUCAAAAAAUAUUAGAAUUUCCUAUGUGCAAAUCACGUUAUGGAUCCGAUCGCUACGAUAAGGCUAUUAAAAAACUACAAGAAAUUGGAUACAUAACUUGGGAAGUCAACACCAUGUUUGGAGCGUUAGAAAAGUAUUUUAUUAAAAGAUUCGGAAAACGACCAAUACCUCAACAAGAUCUUAGGCGGUUUAAAAAACCUCGACUAGAUGAUGAUCAGUCUAAAGAAAAACAAUCCGAACCCGAAACCAUAUCCGGUGUUUUAGUAGACAAUGGCAAAACUUAUGUAACAUUUGAUCUUCGAGCAAACAUUGGAGAUGCCAAUCAUCCGAAUUUUCACAUUUUACCUCAAAAUAUGGAUGCACUUUAUGUCGAAUUGGUUCGAUUGUUACAAGAACAAAAGUGGAUGCCACUUCAGCCAUUUAUUGCUUGUUCCUAUAUCAAUCAAACUUUAAUGGUUGAAUGUAAAAAUGAGCAAAUAUUAACUUAUAUUGUUAAAAACAUCUCUAUGCUCAAUCGUCGAUUUACUGGAGCAGAUUUUGUGCUGAUACCACGAUCGUGUGAAAGAAAAACUAUUCUAAUUUAUAUUCCGUAUAGUUAUUUAGAUGUGGCAGUAGUAUUAGAUAUUAUUAAGAAACAAAAUAAAUUGCCUGUAGAUGAAUGGAAGGUUAAUAGCAGUGAGAAAUGGCAAGAAGGAAUAUGUUUGGAUGUUGAAGUGGAUGGUGGAAGUUAUUUGAGACUCAUACAAGAUCAAGAUGAUGUAUUCUUUUUGAUGAAAAAAGCUACGAUUAGAUUACCUCCAGAUGUUGACGAGUCCUGAACAAUAAACAAACUGAAGUAAAAAGUUGAGAAGAUACAAAUCUGGACGCUUUAGUACAAGAGGGUACCCUACAUGGAAACAUAAAAAUAGCAUAACCAAAACGAGACACAAAUUCAGAAGAACCAAAUGUCAGCGAAACUAUGGAUUUUUUAUAGUAAUAAUAUCAAUAAUUAUUUUAUGUAUAGGAUCCUUCAAUAUUUCUUUUCUAUCAAUUAUAUGCUUUUUGAAUUUGUAAGAUGAACAGUUGGUAAAAAAAAAAUAAAAAAAUAAAAUAAAAACAAAAAAUCCCCUCCAUGGGUUUCACCUUGUCGUGGUGGAGGGGCUUAAGUACUCCUCUUAAUAUAAAAAAUGUAAAAACAUACAAAAACAAAAAAGGGGCAGGAAAAACUAAGCAAACCCAAGAAAGCAAGAACCAGGAAUGCUGAAACUUGUAAAUUGACAACAGAAUUCGAACAGGGUUAUAAAAUGUUCGUAAGGUUUCUUCAAGACCAGUAAAGUUUAUUGCAAUUAACAUUGAAAUCAAGAUAUCAAAUUUAUGGAGUCGUCAUACUGAUUUAGGAGCUCUAUUAUAAAAACUUGGAUGAACGAAAUUUAAUUCAUGAGCAAACCGCAAAAUGUAUGCAGGAAACAUAAUUUUGGUUCCAUAAAGUUUGAAUUUAAGCAUCUGUUGUUAAUGAUUGUCAAAAAAAAAAAUCAAAACCCCUCCACGGGUUUCACCUUGUCGUGGUGGGGGGGCUUAAAAAACACCCUUUUGCAUUUACACAAUCAAAAGUAUGGGUGAAAUGAAAAACAAAAAACCAAGUAAACCCAACAAAUUUAUAAAAAAAACCAUGAAAAUGUCCACAAUAAGCAACAAAAAUCGAACGGGGAUAUACGUUCAAAAGUCGGCAGGUGUCACGACUGCCGGCGAUGGCUUCUCUCCUCCAAAACGAAGAGAUAAGUCGCCAGUGACAAAAAAACUAAAAAGUACAUUUAAAAGCCAUGAUGAAGACACAUCAAAUUAUCCACACACAAGUGGUCAAAGUCAAACAUACAAAUAUACAAAAACACAAAUACCCCGAAAGAGACCCUGGAAACCUCCCCGCAAACAUCAAUAUGAUGGUGGUGCAAGCAUGAGUAUGAGUGAACAUUUUUUCGAAAGUCCAGCAAUUAAAGCUGGUGUCACAGAAUUUGACAGUACAUUAUCCAGAGAAUAUAAAUUAAGAAAUCGUCAAAAAUUCGAAGAUACAUUAGAACGACAAUAUGCUAACAGAUACAUCGAUGCCCGACGAUUGAUGGGCUUAAAAGGAAAUCACAUUGAACGACGUUCUCGAUCACCAUCUCCUCCUAAAAAACUAUCUCGACAAGAUUGUGAGGAAUUUUUAGAUCUCCAUCCAGAAACUAAAGUCUCGAGAAAAAAUCGUAAAAUGCGAAAUAAAGUUACAAAAUCUAUUAAUUUAAGUAUUUUAGAUGAAAAAUAUCCAAUUGAAGCUACUUUAAUAAAUAAAUCACAUGCAUUUCUGGGAGUUGAAAAAUUACAGCAACCUGUGUUAUUGGCUGCUGUAGAGACAAUAGUACAAGAUGAACGUGUCACAUAUGGCCGAACUGAAAUCAAAAUUGGACCAUGCGAGUAUAAAAGAAAUAUCUUAACAAUUCGUUGUAAGAAUGAAGAGACUUUCAAGUUUUUAAGUGACAAUAUUCCUUUGUUUAAUCGUCUGUGGCUAGGAGCCGAUUUUGAUUUGACUAAAGAAAGAAUAUUUGUCAAACGUCACAAAAUUGGUGUUAAAUUGCCAAAUUAUGCUAUAACAUCGGAUGAAUUCUUCAAAAUAAUUGGCAAACAAAAUAAUUUUCCAACUAAAAGCUGGUCAUUGAUUCACAAGACAGAAGACUUUAAUGGAUUUAAGGCGUUAUUGGGUGUGGAUCCAGAGUCUUAUAAACGUAUGGAAGAAUCUAAUGGUUAUGUGUAUUUUUGUUUUGAAAAAAUGCGAGUACAACUAGAAGGUUGGAAAAAAUAGAAAACGAUUUUAUAUGAAACAAAAUUCAAAUUAAAACAAUGAUUACGACAAAAAUACAAUGGUUUUCUUUUAAUUCAAUUUUUGGAGAAAUACCUUACACAGUGCCUUGAUUUGGGCUUUUAACUAAACAACAAAAUCUAUGGUUCCAAGACGCUACUUAUAAGAUUAGGCAUUUAACUUAAAGUUUCAGCCAAAAAAAGCCAGUUCUAUCUUCAUAUCAUUUCCUAAAAAAAAAAACAACAAAAAAUCCCCUCCACGGGUUUCACCUUGUCGUGGUGGAGGGGCUUCAGAACACUUUGAGACAAGAAAUACAAAAAGUGUAAACAAAAAAACACAAAGUAAACCCACAAAAAAAAAAAAAUGAUAAAACUAUGACAA